Parnassius apollo (apollo) is the source of this 387-nucleotide messenger RNA. The record is from the annotation of a GenBank genome assembly. Lineage: Eukaryota; Metazoa; Arthropoda; Insecta; Lepidoptera; Papilionidae.
AUGACAUCAUUAACUUGCUGUCACGAGCGUUUAGAUGAACUCGGUAAUACCAUGGCCUCAACGAACACUCGCCUAGCUUCUGUUGAACAACAACAGGCCGAUAUACAUCCACUAAAAGAAGCAGAGCAUAUCAAAAACUUUACAUACUUUACGAUUGCAUUAAAACGUAUGGCAUUUGACUUGGAUGUAAUUGUUUUAACGGAAUGUCGUAUUGCAGAAUCUUCUAUUAUCCCGGUACUUCCAGGAUACAUAUCGUACAGAACUCAUAAAAUAACCAAUCAAAAUAGUGGUGUAGUAGUGUACAUUAAAGACGCAUGGAACUCAAAUGUUACAGAGCCAGUCUUUAACGAAGCAGACUGUCUAAUAAUAGAAAUACCACACUGUUAA